This is a messenger RNA of Filobasidium floriforme, 1431 nucleotides long. RefSeq lists its product as uncharacterized. The record is from RefSeq and is a predicted model, not a curated record. NCBI's taxonomy places the organism in Eukaryota, Fungi, Basidiomycota, Tremellomycetes, Filobasidiales, Filobasidiaceae. The transcript has 3 exons. The coding region runs from base 1 to 1431 and encodes 476 amino acids.
AUGCCUACCAUGUCCGUCGCUGCCGCUCUUUACAACGAGCCAAUCUUACGUCCAAAUCGACGAGCAUAUCAGCCUCCCUUUGCGAAUGCUCUUCAAUCGGGGACACCUCUCGGGAGCGGGUUAACUCAAGCCUGUACAUGGAUCUUAAAUGAAGGCCUGCACGUCCCAUACGAAGAGCUUAAGACCGGAAUUCAGACGAUCUUGAAGGACGGAUGGUCCGAGGAUGAGUGGGACUGGUUGAACACCAUUAAUUCGGAAGAUGGGCGAGCUUGUGCGAUGUACCGCUUGCUAUGGGAUACGGGGCUGUUCGACUCGGUAGUCAAGAUGGACGAAGAGAAUGAGGAAAGACGAGCGGCUCUGGGACAUGCUUACGGGGCGAUCGUCCAAGCUCUGGAGGGGACGAGUACGCUAUGGGUCGGUGUGGACGACGGCUACUUGAGGGCGAUCUUGCGAGAGAUUCAACCUUUCGAUCAGCUUCAAGCGGAUAGGGCGGUAGCCGACCUGAAGAUGCUUUCGGGAUUGGCCUUGCCCCUUCAAGCUACCAGGAGGCAAGAGCUCGCACUCCAGUGGAAGCGUAGAGGAUGGAGUCAGGGUGUCUGGAUGGGAGAGCGGUGGUCGGAAGGCGCUACGCUGGAAGCCCUUCAGAUCAUCGCAAAGUUCAUCAGAGCCAGAUUUUGCGCGGAAGACGGUAAACCCGCUUUUGCCGGAUACGACAUCCAGGGACCGCUACACUACCUGCGCCUGAUAUUGGGAGGAGGCAGGUUCUCGUUGGAAGAGUGGGCGCCGAUCCUUCGACUCUUUCGUAACCGCAAUGCCGAUGUGGUCCAAGACACUCUAUAUGACAUCGCAGAAUGCAAGGACAUUCUGGUCAUGCGUCGACGAUGGGCUGAUGUGCUCGCCGCCGCCGGACUGUUCAAGGAAGAGAGAGAGACGUUUUUCCCUCCCUUAGCUCACUGGGUCAAGAUGGGAGACCAGGCGGCAGCCCAGCUGAUGACCGAUCUCGAAUCCGACGUCAUGCUGUGUAUACCCAGAGGACUACAAGUCCGGAUGAUCGGCCGACAUUUCGGCAUCGACUUUACGCAGGAGAUCGAUGGAGCUUAUUGGUCCGAGUUCCUGGCCCCGGCCUGGAUGGAUAGGAAGCAGCGGAUCGCAGCCUGCAAAAAGGUCUUCUCCGAGUGGAGGCGCAACUGGCCGCACAGCAUGACGGAGAUGCAGGACUACUUCGUUCAUUUCGCGAUGGACGACGCAGCUGGUUCGAGCGACAUGUCCCUGCCUUGGUCGUUCAGGGACUUGGUGGAGAGAUGCCUAGGCUCUCACCCAGAACAGAUUGAUCCGACCGGGAACACCGCCGCCGACCUCGUCGACCACUUUCACCUCCUCACGAAAUCGUCGACAUAUAACGGAACCUCUUACGAUCGGAAAAGACAGUGA